Molecule: messenger RNA, 512 nt
Organism: Conger conger (European conger)
Lineage: Eukaryota; Metazoa; Chordata; Actinopteri; Anguilliformes; Congridae
Product: large ribosomal subunit protein eL30-like
Exons: 5
Coding region: 124-474 (116 amino acids)
Cellular component (GO): cytosolic large ribosomal subunit
Molecular function (GO): RNA binding; structural constituent of ribosome
Source: RefSeq, a predicted model, not a curated record
ACUAUAUUCACUCUCGCGAUAAUGGUUCUUAGAAUAGCGAUGCAUGUUGGGUAGUUCCUCCUUUCUCUCGAGGCCAUAGUUUGAGUUGCAAGCCGGUGGGUCACAAGGGACCAAACCGCAAACAUGGUGUCCACAAAGAAAACGAAAAAGUCCCUGGAGUCGAUUAACUCCCGGCUCCAGCUGGUGAUGAAGAGCGGUAAAUACGUGUUGGGCUACAAACAGGCGGUGAAGAUGAUCACACAGGGCAAAGCCAAGCUGAUUAUCCUGGCCAAUAACUGCCCUGCGCUGAGGAAAUCUGAAGUUGAGUACUACGCUAUGCUGGCCAAGACUGGUGUUCACCAUUACAGUGGGAAUAACAUUGAGCUUGGCACAGCCUGUGGUAAAUACUUCAGAGUAUGCACCCUGGCCAUCGUUGACCCUGGUGAUUCUGACAUCAUCAGGAGCAUGCCAGACCAGCAGCAGGCCGAAAAGUGAAGUCUUUCUCUUUUUUAUAAAUAAAUCUGCUGAACAAA